AAAUUUCCAUCCGACGGCAAUAAGGAGCGCACCGAGCAGCAGAUAAACAAACAUGGACAUGUUGAACCGAAUCCCCCCGCUCUUCCUGCCUCCGUGAUGUACCAUCUGUUCCCGUCGGACCAGAGCCACCGUUAAACCAUGUUCUUGGCCAUGCUCGGUUACCUGCUCAUGUUCUUUCUCAUUUUCUGUGACGGGCUGAACGGUUCCGUCGCAAACCAGCUGACGGUGAAGGCUGGCCUAGAGGCGCAUCAUAAAACCGGGAAACUGCACGGCAAACGUCAGCCGCGGCCGCCGGUGUUGGGGCAGCUCCCGGGGAAGAGCCCAGGGUUAUUAUUUACCUUGAAGGUACAGAUAAACGAUGUGGUCACUCGUCAUUAUCUGGAUCAGGUCAUUGUUGAUGUCUUUGUUAACUACACAAAGACUAACUCAGCCCUUACUGAGGAUGGUGGCGGAGUUGUUUUCAAAGUACCUUACAAACUGGGCCUUACCCUGACUGUCACAGCACGUAAAGGUGGCUACCUACUAGCAUCCUUGCCUUGGAAAACCCAAAGAGUGCCAGUUUUUGCAGCUGUAACUCUUUCAAUGCUUCCACAAAGCCGAGCAAAUCUUUGGCUAUUUGAAGACACUAUUUUAAUCACAGGAGGAAAGAUUGAUGACCGAAGAUAUCCCAGUGUCCAAUUUCCAAAAGGAUUACUGAGAUUACCGAAGAACACCUAUGUUUCUAACCUAACAGCCUAUCUCACAGCUCCACAGCCUCCCUGGGGAACAGAGAACUUUAUCCAUACAAUGGGAACCUUAAUGAACAAAUCAAGACUGAAGAGCAUUGAACUGACACCCCUGGCUGCCAUUAGUGUUCAGUUAUUUUCUGCCGAAGAAAAUGUGAAGGUUGCAGGGUCCAUCCAAAUCACAUUACCUCUUGGACCAACAGACUUGGUGACACAUGCAGAUGCUCUUCCAGCCUGGACAUUUGACCUCAAAAUUGGUGCUUGGGUAAACCGAGGACUUGGAACAGUUAGAAAGGAGGGUGAUCGACUUGUCUGGACAUACAUAGCCCCUCAUUUGGGUCACUGGAUAGCUGCACCAUUACCUUUAACCACAGGUACAAUUGGUCAUAUUGCAAAGGAUAUCACUACCUACCAUACCAUGCUCCUGGUGGCUAUAUUGGGAGGAACUGCAGUGAUUCUUGCAGGAUUCGUGGCUGUGCUCUUUUGUUUCUGCAGAGGAAGAUACAGUCAUCCACACAAAAAGCCAAGAAUCAAGACUAAACUGGAUACCUCAAAGAAGGACCAGACCACAUCAACCACUCACAUGAACUUGCCCUCUGUCACCAAAGAAAAUUUAAAAUCUGACGAAAAGCUUGCUUCUCAACAGCCCAAGAUAGCCCCCUAUAGUCCUAAGAGAGAGCUGUCUCAAAAAGAAGUGGAUGAAUUCUGUAAACUUGUGAAUAAAACCACCGAGAAACAAAAUAACGAGAGCUGCAAAAUUUAUGUUGAAAAUUUCACAAUCCGGUCUCGGAAAAAAUUAGGCGAUAAUCUUCACAGGGAAACAGUCUCUCAGCAAGCAAUCAACAGCCCUAAGGAUUUACCCAAAAAUGCAUUGCAGAUUAAACAUAUGAAAAUGCUAGCCAGAAGAAAGGAGAUGAUAGAAGAGCAGUAUAAAAUGCAGCACACUAACAAUGAAGCAAUGUACCAAUUGCCUCAUAUUUCAAGCAAACUGUUACCUAUUUAUAAUCCAACCAUGGCCAUCAUGCAGACCCAAGAUCUUUUUUGUACUCCAGACCAGGUUGCCAGGUCAGCUACUUUGCCGAGAAAUAAGCAGAUCAUCUAUAGUCCUUUGGCUGAGCCGCUGACCAGGGACAAUUACACUCAGACACUUCCUAAGAUGCCAUUGCACUCCCAACAACAGUCUGAAUCUCUCAGACAACAGCAGAUUCUUCAGGGGCAACAGGACUAUAUAAACUCAAAACAGGCCAUGGAUUCCAAGUCAGUGCUGCCCAUGAACUGGGGAAUAUACACCAACAACCUGCUGGAAUCUGUGUCUGUUCCUGGAACAUUGAAUGAGGCAGUGGGAAUGACUCCAUUUGCCACUGAACUGCAGGGCAUAUCUGAGCAGACAUUGUUAGAACUGACCAAAAGCAAGCCUUCACCGCAUCCCAGAGCAUGGUUUGUAUCAUUGGAAGGUAAGCCAGUACCUCCAAUCAGACAUUCAUGCAUGAUUGUUCAGAAACCGAAAAAGGCACACAGCAAUGAUACAAGCCUCGACUCUGGAGUUGACAUGAAUGAGCACCACACUAGCAAGAAGCUUGAAAAGGAAAAGACUUUUGUCAAAAGUGCACCUGCUUCGAAGAGCCUUUACUCAGAGGACAUGGAUCUGAGUGGCAGCGAAAGCGGGACUACUGUCUGUACCCCCGAGGACCUGUCCUUCAGACACGUGCUGGAUAUAGGAAGCGACCAGAUAGUCGAGGUUGAAGAAGAACAAAGUGACCGAAGUUUGCAGGACGAUGAGAUUAGUGUAACCCCUCCACACAGAAUGGGGCAAAAGAGUACUGAUAGAGAUGGGGAAGAUAGUAAAAAAAGUGUUUGGCAAAAGAGAGAGGAACGACCUCUGAUCUCUAUAAACUAAAUUGAAUUGCUUUGAUUCCAAACUUUACAAUGGAGCAAAAGCAUGUUUUUGGUUCUAUGGUUAUUUUAUUGAUUAGUUACAAUUCGUGUUACUGAAUAAAGACACCCUGUUUGAAUAAGGUGUAUCUUUUGGAUCACUCAUCUUCAAUUUACUGUAAAUAAUUACACACAGGGUUAUUAAGCAUCAAGUUAUUUGUGCCCUUUAGACUUUUGCACCAGAACUUGUUUAUAAGAAAUUGAUAAAGGUUACCUUAUCAGUUUGCAGUAUCUUUUUACAACCUAAUCUUGUACCCUUUCUCUUUCAAACCACUUGCCCGUUUUUAAAAUCUCUCACCUCUGCCACUGUAAAUCACAAGCAAGAAAGAAUGUGAAUUUUUGUCUCUUGUAUUAAUGUUUAAUGUCAGUCUGUUAAUACCCUGCCCUCCAAAGAUAGAGAAGGUUAAGCCCAAUUCUUGUCUGUUGUGAUCAGUUUGUGUGGUGCCCAGACAUGAGAGCCGAUCUAAGAAUUGAAUAAAUAUAUUCUGAAUAGAAUGCUGACUUAACUUGAAUCUGUAUCAACAAAAGGAUGAGAUACACAGCUUCAACUUCAGAGAGCUGUAAUGACGUGUCGGUAUUUAAAAAUGAAAAUAGUAGAAGACACUGCCUUUUUCAAUUUAUACAAAUUAAAUUUAUUUCCAAAACUUGAAACGGUAUAUAGUUUUACACUAAAGGAUACUUUUAUAAAAUGUUAUGCCACGUGUGUUUUUAAAAACUCUAAUCCCAAGAAGCACAAACUUUUCAAAUUUACUAAGCAGGAAAAGAUUGUAAAACAUUGUAUGUGAGUACAGGAGUAAUAAUUCACAUGUUAAUGUUUGCAAAGUCCUGGGGUUCAAUGAUGGUUAGUCUGGCAAUAUGCGAGGCUGCUGUUCAUGUGUAGAUAGAUAGAGGCAUAUAGUUUACAAUUAAAUCUAAAAGUCUUAAUUAUAAGCAAUAUUUGUGAAUCACCUUAAAAUAUGGAAAGCACAAUGUCAAAGUUAAUUCUCACUGAAUUCUAACCCCGCCCAUAAAGGCAUAACUAUCAUUUGUUGUUUUUGUGACAGAGGUGGGCAGAAAAUAUUGAAGUCAAUUGUUUUUAGAGUUUUGCCGACGAGAAACGUCGAAGCAGACAUAAAAAACUAAUGUUUGCUUCCAUUGUUCUGAUUCAUGUAAUGAGCUCCAAUCAUUCUGUUGCAUCUACAUUGUUUUAUUUCCAUUUAGAUAUUCUUCAGAUUCUGAGAACCACUGGGACUUUUAAAGCUGAUAAACUACAUGGCACCAUGCUGCUGAUGUCAAGGUUACUCUAGUUUGCCACAAUCCAGACGGUUCUCCUGAGCAGAAUACACUUUAGAAUACGGCCCUGAAACUAAUUCUGCUUAAUCUUGGUAACUACAUGCCCUACAGAUUCGAGUCAUUAUUUUAUUUUGAACAAGGUACAUAUCCUGAAAAACAGUCUGCAUUUUUGUUUUGUAGUUGACAAAAUGCUGGAACAAAAGCAAGCCUGCUGUUUUGUGAAACCAUUGGAAAGUAUUUUAUUGUAUUAUAUGUUUUGAGAAAAGUGUUUGUUUAUUCAGUGUGGUGUCAAGCAUGGUUGCAUGUUCCUACAUUUUUGUUCAUUAUCAAAGCCAGUUUUGCCAUUAGACUCCCUUGUUCAGUGUAGUAUUUCUAAGGAAUAGUGAAUUAAUUCAGAAUUGUUUUGAUGCAUUGCUUAAAACCCAAUAAAAUGGAACUGAGUUUUGUUUACGUUGUGUUUGACUCAAAUGUACGUAAUAUAGCGCAUAGUUACCUAAAAUGUAUUUGACCUUAGCAACAUACUGUGGAAUCAAUAGCUGUGAAAGCGUUAGUGUGAAAUUCCUUUGCCCAUUAUUUAACCAGAAGCACGAAUGCCUUUAUUUUAAGCAGUUUGUUGUUGUCACUGAAAUGAAGGAGAGAUGAAA
Molecule: messenger RNA, 4573 nt
Organism: Carcharodon carcharias (great white shark)
Lineage: Eukaryota; Metazoa; Chordata; Chondrichthyes; Lamniformes; Lamnidae
Gene: fam171b
Product: protein FAM171B
Exons: 8
Coding region: 139-2622 (827 amino acids)
Source: RefSeq, a predicted model, not a curated record